UUUGAGUGUGCAAUAUGCAACAAGGCAGCGUUGGAAGCUACGAGAACCAGGGAGUUCCGAUUAAUCUGGAAAAGAAGAGUCGGAAUGAUUUCGUUCCGUUGGGUAACGACGAUGGCGGGGACGUUCUUCGUAAUAAUAUAUCACGUGCAGUUAGCGACGUUAAAGUGAAAAUGGAAGCCGAGGAUGUUGAAAAUCCCGUCGAAGUUGCCGUCAAGGCGGAAGCCAGAGAGGGAUGCGAGGCGACGGCGGAAUUCUCGAUCCAGAAGACAGUCGUCGAUGCCGAAUCGGCGCCUCCGACGUCCUUCGCCAAAGUUAUAAAUAGCGUCGACUUUCUUAAGCCUCAAUAUCAUCAAACUCAUCCCGGCUACCAGCACGGUCCGUUUCCGGUUGUCGGACCCAAUAAGAUGCCGAAUUUUAACUUCCAGAACUUUUACGCGGCCGCCGCUGCCGCCGCUGCAGUUUCACCCUUUCGUGGUCAACACUUGCAGCCUAACAAAAAUAUGAACAAUUUUCACGGCGGAGCUACGCAGAUUAAUGUGCAUCAGAAUCCGACGCCUCAACAACAGCAGCAUCCUAACUUUAGGGGCAGACCCUUGUCCAGUGAGAGUUAUCACCAUCGUUUCAAUAGCAAUUAUCACCAAGUCAACAACCCUCCUGUUUCUUAUCCUGGCUUUCAAAGCGCUUCGCUGAUGUCGCCACCAACGGCGAACUCACUUUCCUACAACAAUAGUCAGAAUAACAACUACAGGACGCAGUAUCCGAGGCAUCGGAAAUGGAACAAUCCAACAGGACUCCGAGGACUUCAUCCACCAAUGCCGUGGCCAACGUGGUUCUUUCGGCCGGAUUUACCUCCCGUUUCUACACCCGUCACUACUCACGUUUCUAGUUCAGCGAAUCGUCCGAUUACUUCUUCAUUGACACCAAGAAUUCAUCCCGACAUCACAAAAGUUCAAGAUCUUCCACUGGAUGGCAGCAAGAUCCAUGGUCAAACACCGACUAUUUGCACGUCGAUCAGAUGCACGGUGAACGGAUGCUCGUGCGACUCGUUUACACCAGGAAAACGUCACUUGCGGUACUGCGAGAAAUGCCAUCACGGAUGGGUGCCUCACGCGCUCGCGCGACUGUCAAGCGUGCGGGUUGCCGGUGGUGGUGGGGAUGUCGCCUCCAGCCCCCUCGCGACCUCCGGUGGUAGGGAUGACAACGGCGCCGGAGGGAGGGUAGCGCCGGUACGUGGUGGGGAUGACCGGAGCGGCGAACAGGAGGUGGAGAAGUCACGCAGCCCAGAGAGUGUCGAGCCGACGGCCGCGUUUGACGUCGCAUCUCUCGUUCUCUAUGGUUCGCGCGCGCUACCGAUACGACUAAAGAUAUUGCUCGAUCAGUUGCUUAACCAACUACCGCAACAACAAGUUACGCGUCUGCUUGCCGCAUUCGGCUGGACCAACGAGGAUUACAGUAGAGGAUACAUACUGCAGGACUCGCAGAACGGCCCGGUUCUGGACCGAUGGAGUAUAUGCUCGGCUGAGGAGGAGCCGCUGGUCCUUCAGCAGUUCCUCAGAUUCGCCGAGACGCGUCCCUUCGUCCAGCAACUGUUGUUGGCAGCGGGAACGCCGGGAUCGGAUGCUAUGUCACCGAGUCGUCGACCGUCGCCUCCAACGAUGCCCCUCGCCCAUCUGCCACCGCCGCUCCACCUCCUCCACUGCGGACUUCCACCCCCGGGUUCGCGGUUGCCGCCCCCGCCGCCACCGCCUUCGGUUUCUCACCCGUCCAUGUCGCCCAGCUCGGUACAGAAGCACCACUACAACCAUUCGUCGAUAAAUGCCACGACGACGACGACGACGACGACGAGUGUCAGCUCGCCGCCACGGGGAAUCGAAAAUUCACAGUUCACCGUAUCACCGUUGAACAGGCUGCAGAGUAUGCAACCGUUCGACUUCCGGAAGCUCGGAGCCCUUGGUCUUCCCGGUUUCCCACCGCUCCCACCGCCGCCGCCGGCUGACGUGAUCCUCGGAUCCCGAAAGUCCAUGCGACACUCCCAAAGAUCUCAUAGUCCUCCUCUCCACAUUUCAAACUCCCAGCUAAGGCCUCCGGUGCCACCGAUGCCGCCAGUGUCUUCGGCUGCCCUUACCUUCAGUCACUCCCUAGCCGCCGCGGUGUCGUCAGGUACACUCCCUCCGAAUUUCCCAACCCAUUUCCCGCCCCCACCGAUGAUGGGGAAACCAACCGGCGGCGGAAUGCCUGGGUCUAUCGACAUGCACAGCAGCGGUGAGAAGAGCAGCGAUUUUGGUUCCGAGGACGACGAGGACGACGACGAGAACUCGGGGAGUGCUUUGAACCUUAGCAGGAGGGGGGACAGCUCUGCGAAACACGAGAACCACCAGAACCACCAUCAUCACAAUAACCAUCACCAUCAUCACCACCAUCAUCAUCAUCCGAUGUCGAUGCAGCCUGCACCGCUUGGCAGGCCACCCGGUGUUCCAGGAAGGAAGCCACACUCUCCGGGGAAGCGGCAGCAGUGGGGAACCUCACCGAAUCUGCCCCUUAACUUGGGAACGCAGUUCAUAAAUCCAGCGACGGGGAAGAAGAGGGUCCAGUGCAACGUUUGUUUGAAGACCUUUUGCGAUAAGGGGGCGCUCAAGAUUCAUUUCAGCGCUGUUCACCUGCGGGAGAUGCACAAGUGCACGGUCGAGGGCUGCAACAUGAUGUUCAGCUCGCGGCGGUCCAGGAACAGGCACAGCGCGAAUCCUAAUCCAAAGCUACAUUCCCCUCAUCUUAGAAGGAAAAUCUCACCGCACGACGGACGCUCCUCGAUGGCGCACGCUCUUGUCCUUCCACCCCAAGUUGGGCUCCCGGUACCGGCGACCGGUCUGAACCCUCUAUCCUUCGGGUCUUUUCCUCUCCUCACUCCACCACCGGAUCUACGUCAUUCCACCGCCCUUGACUUCAAGCACCUCGAUCUCUCGUCUAAUCAGAACUGCAACCGCGCUGGGUAUGAGGAACUCCAUCAGAGGAGAACGUCGUCGAACACAACGGCCAGUAUGUCGCCACCUGCUCCACCCACCACACACGAAGGCGACGAGGAUGACGACGACGACGAUGGUAUCGUCGUGGUAGCGGAGGAGGAACACGGCCAUCAACCGAUUAUCGUUUCGCAAAGAGACGAGGAAGAGGAUCAGCCAGCCGAUUUCAGUCUUGCUAAGCGACCCAGGCUCUCCGUUAGCGAUCUUGACGAUGACUUUGCGAGCAACGUCGACAGCAAUGAGGACAACGAUUCGAUCAGCACUAUCGACCAGCCGCCAUCUUCUGUCCACCCGAACUCCGUGAACUCGAACACUCACAACCGGGGCGUUCGGAAAAGAAAGUCCCAGAAUCCUACGAGGUGCGCGAUGCCGGCGGAGACUCAUUCCUCGUCCACCGAAGGUGAAUCCUCGAACGACGCCAUCUUCCAGGACCAACCCGAGGACAUGUCGAUGUCUCGACUCCAGGAAGUUGAGGAGAAGAAAACCACGUCUCCUCGACCUUCGUCGCGGAACAGAUCGACUUCUGGUUCCCCGGAACGGAUUGCGGUCGUGGAAAGUUCAGGAAUCGUUACUACGGGAUCGAAACAAGAGAGCAAAGGGGAUACGCCGAUCCUCGUUGCUGAUGAACCGCUUCAGGAAGAACCGAGGGAUCUUAGCUCGAGGGCGAGCAGCGGUCGUCGAUCUCCUAGACAGUCUAGUACUCCGGAACCUGUAAAGACGGUGGCCUCGCCGUCGAGAAAUGUCGACACGACGUCACCGUCCGAACGCCGAGAUCGAAAAAUUUCUGAAAAUCGGAGAGACGAGAAUGAGGACCACGACCAUGAUCAGGACCAGAACCAGAACCAGAACCAGAACCAGAACCAAGACCAGGGCCGGGACCAGGAGCAGGACCACCAGGUGGACGAGGAGGAGGAGGAGGAGGAUCAAGCGGAGGAUGAUGAUGAUGACGAAGAUGUGGAGGACGAGGAAGAGGACGAUCAAGUCUCGGUUAAACACCGGCAUCAAGAAGGUGAGCGCCCUGAUGAUACAACCCCCCGUGCCCGAUCGAGUUCGGUCGACAGCAGCCACCUGACAACUGCCGACGACCUCUCGCUCGACUCCUCGAAUGCUUUGCGUCAACUCGAGUCAUUGUCGCAGGGUCGAAUGCUGUUCGGAACGCUACAGCAGCAGCAGCAGCCGCAGCAGCCGCAGCAGCAGCAGGAGGGUUCGAGGUCUGGCAGAAUCUCUACCAGCCCCACCAGCUGCAGCCCAACGAUGGAGAAUACGAUGAUGGAGCACUCGAUGAUCGGGGACCGGCUGGACAUCCACAGCCUGGACAGAUUCGAGCGGUUGGACCAGUUGGAGCUAAUGGACCAAAUGGACACCUACUCUCAUGGCUCACGCUCAUCCAGCGCCUCGCCCUCCACAACGGGCAUGGACAUGGACAAUAGCCUUAUAACUUACGCCCGUUACGAGAACGGGGGCUUCGUAAGUACACAGGAGGUUCCCCUGGACAGGGAAAAUCCUCGUCGAUGUACCGCCUGCGGCAAGGUGUUCCAAAAUCAUUUCGGGGUGAAAACGCACUACCAAAACGUUCACCUGAAGCUGAUGCACCGGUGCAGCGUCGACGGUUGCAACGCGGCAUUUCCAUCGAAACGAUCGCGGGACCGGCACUCGGCCAACCUUAACCUUCACCGGAAGCUGUUGUCGACGUCGUCGAGUCCUCCCCUCGCGAAUAUACCAUCGGGCAGCCUCCCGCCGCACCUCGUCGACGAUCCCCAGCUGAACCCGCUCCUCCACAACGAGUUCUUCGCGAGGCUUUACGCCGAUGCUGGUAUCGGGGCGAUCGGCGGCUACCCGCUGCCCCCCGGCGGGGUUCCGGGUGUCGAUCUAGCCGCCCGAAUUCCGCCGCCCCACCCCCUCCUCCUGCCUCCUCACCUCGGUGCUUUCACGGGUCUCUCAUCAUUCGCCAGUCACCUAGCAGGAUUGAACGGCAUAACCCAUCAGCACCUCAACCAUCUCACAAGGUUGUCCCAAGAGCGUAACAACCCUCGCAACAACUCGUCUCAUUCCGGGUCCCCGGUCUCAUCCCCAAAUCCUGACGACUUCCACGGGAACAAGGAUCAGGAGGCAGCGAGAUGCAUGAUACCGGGUUGCGACAGGGUUUUCAAUUCCAAAGCCGUACGCGACGCGCACUCACGUGAUCCUCAGGCCCAUCGCGAUCUACCACCCGUUGUAUCGACCAACACGUCGUGACCGCUAUCCUGGUAUCACGCUCUACGACAACGUAAUUACUCUUUGCUGUGAUGCCAAAAUCUAUAAUAAUAAUAACAACAAUAAUAAUAAUAAUAAUAAUAAUAAUGAAAG
Diprion similis is the source of this 5363-nucleotide messenger RNA. RefSeq lists its product as uncharacterized. Gene Ontology annotation, cellular component: nucleus. The coding region runs from base 15 to 5252 and encodes 1745 amino acids. Gene Ontology annotation, biological process: regulation of DNA-templated transcription. Lineage: Eukaryota; Metazoa; Arthropoda; Insecta; Hymenoptera; Diprionidae. The transcript is spliced from 5 exons. The record is from RefSeq and is a predicted model, not a curated record.